Messenger RNA from Lynx canadensis (Canada lynx), 924 nucleotides. It is a transcript of the gene LSM12, whose product is annotated as LSM12 homolog. Bases 59 to 646 code for a protein of 195 amino acids. The record is from RefSeq and is a predicted model, not a curated record. The transcript has 5 exons. Gene Ontology annotation, molecular function: RNA binding. NCBI's taxonomy places the organism in Eukaryota, Metazoa, Chordata, Mammalia, Carnivora, Felidae.
GGCCCGGCUUUCGCCCGCUGCUGCCGCCGCCGCCGCCGGCCGCGGCUGCUCUCCCAAGAUGGCGGCUCCUCCGGGCGAGUACUUCAGCGUUGGGAGCCAGGUGUCGUGCCGGACGUGCCAGGAGCAGCGGCUGCAGGGCGAGGUGGUAGCCUUCGACUACCAGUCCAAAAUGCUGGCUUUAAAAUGUCCCUCUUCCAGUGGAAAGCCCAACCAUGCAGACAUCUUGCUCAUAAACUUACAGUAUGUUUCAGAAGUGGAAAUAAUUAAUGACCGAACAGAAACCCCUCCUCCCCUAGCUUCACUCAAUGUUAGUAAGCUUGCCAGCAAAGCACGGACAGAGAAGGAGGAGAAGCUGAGCCAGGCCUAUGCAAUCAGCGCUGGUGUUUCCCUAGAGGGCCAGCAGCUCUUCCAGACCAUACACAAGACCAUUAAAGACUGUAAAUGGCAAGAAAAAAACAUCGUAGUCAUGGAAGAAGUUGUUAUUACACCCCCAUAUCAAGUGGAAAACUGUAAAGGCAAAGAGGGGAGUGCACUGAGCCAUGUACGCAAAAUAGUUGAAAAACAUUUUAGAGACGUGGAAAGCCAAAAGAUACUGCAGCGUUCACAAGCCCAGCAACCACAGAAGGAGGCUGCCCUGUCAUCCUGAGUCCACACACACGGAGGACUCUUCCAGCAUCGAGCCAGCGAGGCGAUGGUGGUGGCUUCGGCGGAGGCAGGCCGGGGGAGGGAAGGGAUCCUAUAUUUCCUGUUGGCUCUUGUUAACAAAGGGUCAGCAUUUCCAAAUCUUAGACUUGAACAAACAAAACACCCAACAAAAAAGAACAAGAGAAUAAUUUAAAAGUUGAAUCAUUACUUGACUAACAGACUUCGGUCCACCAUGUCCUUUUCACAGUCCCCUUCUGGAACAGUCACCUUGUUAAUUUU